GAAACGCGCCGCGGUGGCUGCUGGGUAAAUUCACGCACAUCCAGGAAGAAGCGGACCCAGUCUGCUGAGUGAGUCCGAGCAGCGAGCACGCCCUCCGACAUAAAACGGACCGAAUCACAGCUGGAGCCGGUUCGCAGGUAUGGCAGAGUUGGCGAGUCUAGUGCAGCGGCUGGAGGUGGCGGUGGGUCGUCUGGAGUCCAUGUCGGGCCCGGGGGGCAGCGCCGGAGGCUCUGCUGGGGGAGCCGUGGCAGCGUUCGUCGAAGCCUACGAUGCGAUCGUCAGCGGCGCCGUGGCCCAGUACCUGUCCCUCAGCCAGCAGAUCGGAGGAGACGUCCAGAAACAUGCCGAGAUGAUGAAGCAGGCGUUCUCCAGCCAGAGGCAGCUGCUCGUCACCGCCUCCUCCUCCCAGAAGCCCUCGGACGCGGUCCUGAAGUCCCUCCUGGAUCCCGUCUCUAAAACCAUCCAGCAGGUUCAGACGUUCCGCGAGCAGAACCGGACCUCUCCGCUUUUCAACCACCUCUCUGCCGUCAGCGAGAGCGUUCCCGCCCUCGGAUGGGUUGCCAUGGAUCCGAAGCCCGGCCCGUACGUCAAAGAGAUGCAGGACGCUGCCAUGUUCUACACCAACCGGGUCCUCAAGGAGUACAAGGACAAGGACAAGGUGCAUGUGGACUGGGUGAAGGCCUACGUGUCCAUCUGGACCGAGCUGCAGAACUACAUCAAACAGCACCACACCACCGGACUGAGCUGGAGCAGAACUGGUCCCGCGGCUUCAGCCUCCUCUGCCCCCCCCAGUGCUCCUGCUGGUGGGUGUCCUCCCCCACCUCCCCCCGGACCUCCCCCUCCCUCCAUGGCCCUGGGCGAGCCUGCGGGCGGCGAUGCUGAAAACCGGAACGCCCUGUUCGCCUCCAUCAACAAGGGGGCCGACAUCACCAAAGGUCUGAAACACGUCAGCGAUGACCAGAAGACCCACAAGAACCCGGGUCUCAAGGGUCAGGGGGCUCCGGUUCGGAGCGGACCCAAACCGUUCGCCUCCGCCCCCCGACCCGCUGCAGCCGCCCCCCCGACCCGCAAGCUUCCACCAGUUCUGGAGCUGGAAGGAAAGAAGUGGAGAGUGGAGAACCAGGAGGGGGCCCAGGAUCUGGUGAUCAGGGACACGGAGCUCAAGCAGGUGGUCUACGCCUUCAAGUGCAGCCAGAGCACCCUGCAGGUCCACGGCAAGAUCAACUCCAUCACCAUCGACAGCUGUAAGAAAAUGGGUCUGGUGUUUGACGACGUGGUCGGCAUCGUGGACGUGAUCAACUGCAAGGACGUGAAGAUUCAG
This is a messenger RNA of Nematolebias whitei (Rio pearlfish), 1321 nucleotides long. It is a transcript of the gene cap1, whose product is annotated as CAP, adenylate cyclase-associated protein 1 (yeast). The record is from RefSeq and is a predicted model, not a curated record. Gene Ontology annotation, biological process: cytoskeleton organization; regulation of adenylate cyclase activity; cell morphogenesis. Gene Ontology annotation, molecular function: actin binding; adenylate cyclase binding. NCBI's taxonomy places the organism in Eukaryota, Metazoa, Chordata, Actinopteri, Cyprinodontiformes, Rivulidae. Gene Ontology annotation, cellular component: cytoplasm.